Messenger RNA from Somion occarium, 698 nucleotides. The record is from the annotation of a GenBank genome assembly. NCBI's taxonomy places the organism in Eukaryota, Fungi, Basidiomycota, Agaricomycetes, Polyporales, Cerrenaceae.
GCUAUUCGCUGCAUCUCGUUUACGAAACCAUCCACAGUCUUCCCGGCUCUUCGUUCCUCAAUAGGAAGGGCUGUGGUUUUUCGUUGUGGCGUACAGAAUAUUUUCGAUGGCUUCCGAAGGGCUGGAAUUUGGGUAUAAAAGUGGGCCAGCAGUAGUGUAAUUCCAUCCCAUAUCUGAAACUUGCCUUCCCUUCAGCAGCAGCAUGUCUGACAACGAUAGAACUACAACUCAUUGCCCUCCAGACCAUGAUAAAUCUAAAUCACUCGUACCAAAGGGGACCACGCAAACGCCUAAGUUAACACGGCAAUACGCUGUGACCAAUGUCCUGGAGCAAAAUGUCCUCGCCGCAGGAACCACAGGCCAAGGUACAACGCGUGGAUUGAGCCGGGAAGAUACCGUCAUAUCACCAACGUCUGAUGCAGGACUCAAAUCCCGCGACCGAAUCAUUGAUGAAUGUUGAUGUCGAUUCCUCUGAAGACAGAGAAGUUGUUACGUGCCAAGACAGCUCUAAUGUGGACGUUGGAAUGGACGAGGAUCAAGACAAGAUAGAAACUUGAAGGGGCUUGGUAUGUUGAGUGCAGGCUGUAGUAAAUAGUUUGUUGUUGUUCAAUGUUGACGAUUACCUCAAUUCAAAUCGAUGGCGGCUCGGGAUCUGGUGUGAAUGGGCUGCACUUACCUUUAUCUACUGGAAGAUUAAU